AUGGUCUCCGACAUCAAGGCUCUAAGGGACGAGUUCCCUGCCCUGCAGCAGAAGCAGGUGUUCUUCGAUAAUGCAGGUGGAAGCCAAAUUCUAGGUGCCGCCGCUGACUCGAUACGGGACUAUUUGAUCACCACGAAUGUGCAAAUGGGUGGUACGUAUGGAUGCAGUCAGACAGCAGCACAGAAGGUCGGCAAAGGGUAUGAGGCCGGUGCGCGAUACAUCAAUGCACUGCCAGAUGAAGUCGUCUAUGGCGCUUCUUCAACUCAACUUCUUCGCAACCUCGCACUCAGCCUUACAUUCGCAGAAGGCGACGAAAUCAUCGUAUCUACACUCGACCAUGAAGCCAAUAUCGCUCCAUGGCUAGAUCUCGCAGAGCGACAGGGACUAUAUGUCAAGUUUUGGAAUCCGGAAGGCCAAGGUAACAACCCAAAACUCACAGUCGAUAACCUUCGACCUCUCCUGUCAGGCAGAACGAGGUUCCUAGCUUUUACACAUUCUACAAAUCUCCUUGGCUCAAUUCACGACGUCAAAGCAAUCACAGCUGCUGCACACGAAUAUCCGAACCUUUCUGUCUGUGUCGACGGAGUUGCUUAUGCCCCUCAUCGAGGCAUCGACAUGAAAGACUUGGGAGUUGACUUUUACUGUCUUUCAUGGUAUAAGGUCUUUGGACCCCACAUUUCCAUGCUAUACGGAAGUCGUGAGGCCCAGAAACAACUCAAACCUCUUGGUCAUUACUUCAACCCUGCUGAGACCCUGGCCGAUAAACUUGGUUUCGCCGCUGGGAGCUAUGAAUUGAUAGCGAGUAUUCCUACCGUGGUUGAUCACUUACUGAAGCAUGGCUGGGAGGAUAGCAUUAAGCAGGAGGGAGAGAUCCAGAAGAUGCUACUGAACUACCUAUCGAAACGAGACGACGUUACCAUCUAUGGCGAACCCAGUGCUAGUACGGAUCACCGAGUACCUAUCGUGAGCUUCACGGUUGAGGGGUGGGACUCGCGAAGUGUCGUGGCUGCCAUCGAAAGCAACUCAAGAUUUGGGUUGAAGCACGGUCACUUUUACUCCCAUCGCUUGGUCAAGGAGCUCCUCGACUUGGAUACCGCAGAUGGAGUUGUGCGAGUGAGCAUGGCACACUAUAAUACACGCGAGGAGAUCCAAGAAUUGAUCUCUACCUUGGAAGAAGUCAUCGUGAAGAAAACCCAUCUAUAG
Fusarium coffeatum is the source of this 1203-nucleotide messenger RNA. RefSeq lists its product as uncharacterized. The transcript has 4 exons. NCBI's taxonomy places the organism in Eukaryota, Fungi, Ascomycota, Sordariomycetes, Hypocreales, Nectriaceae. The coding region runs from base 1 to 1203 and encodes 400 amino acids. The record is from RefSeq and is a predicted model, not a curated record.